AUGCAGACUGCUUCUAAAAACAUUUGUAAAAGACUGUGCAAUAAGUCAAUCCAUGAAAUGUCCUUGCUACUAAAUAUUCCACAGUAAACUGUUAGUGGUAUUAUAACAAAGUGGAAGCGUGACUGGGAACAACAGCAACUCCGCCAUGAAGUGGUAGGCCACAUAAAACGACACAGCGGGAUCAGUGCAUGCUGAAGCGCACAGUGUGCAGAAGUCACCAAAUGUCUGCAGAGUCAAUAGCUAAAGACCUCCAAACUUCAUGUGGCCUUCAGUUUAGCACAACAGUGCAUAGAGAGCUUCAUGGAAUGGGUUUCCAUGAUCGAGCUGCUGCAUCCAUGCAGUAGUGUAAAGCACACUGCCACUGGACUCUAGAGCAAUGGAU
This is a messenger RNA of Staurois parvus, 382 nucleotides long. The record is from the annotation of a GenBank genome assembly. NCBI's taxonomy places the organism in Eukaryota, Metazoa, Chordata, Amphibia, Anura, Ranidae.